Oncorhynchus keta (chum salmon) is the source of this 7400-nucleotide messenger RNA. Its product is annotated as myosin-9-like. The transcript has 41 exons. Gene Ontology annotation, molecular function: actin filament binding; ATP binding; cytoskeletal motor activity. Gene Ontology annotation, cellular component: myosin complex. Lineage: Eukaryota; Metazoa; Chordata; Actinopteri; Salmoniformes; Salmonidae. The record is from RefSeq and is a predicted model, not a curated record. Bases 342 to 6230 code for a protein of 1962 amino acids.
UCUUACGGAGUCUUGUCGUGGACGCGGGUCGCAGUCAGACCCUUCUCACCUGUGAAUGAUAAAGUGGGCGGAUCAUAGUUUCGAUAUGUCCACCCUAUUUCAGCCACGCCCGGCGCAGAGACAACAGAAAGGGACAUAAUUGAGAAGGGAAGCACCUGCAGUACGGUUUUUGGAGUCGCGUGGAAUGAGUUGCCUUUGCAUACACGGAAACCGAUAGAGCAACCGAAUUCACUCCGUAGUGCCGACAACCGAGCAGAAGCCACUGUUCUGGCUCACGUUCCUUUUCUCCAGCCUUCCUCCUGGUGUGGUCUUACCGUUAUUGUCUUCGUCCUCCAGCCGCCAUGUCGGAAGCGGACAAGUUCCUCUACAGAGAUAGUGGGAAGGUCGCCAACCCCCUAGACCAGGCCGACUGGGCCACCAAGAAGCUCGUAUGGAUCCCUUCGGAGACGCUGGGGUUCGUGGCCGGCUCCAUCAAGGAAGAGAAGGGAGAAGAGUGUGUGGUGGAGCUAGCCGACACAGGCAAGAAGGUGACGGUGAACAAGGACGAUAUCCAGAAGAUGAACCCUCCCAAGUUCAGUAAGGUGGAGGACAUGGCCGAGCUCACGUGUUUGAACGAGGCCUCGGUGCUGCACAACCUCAAGGACCGCUACUACUCUGGCCUCAUCUACACGUACUCUGGCCUCUUCUGUGUGGUGAUAAACCCCUACAAGUACCUUCCCAUCUACUCCGAGAACAUCAUAGAGAUGUACAAGGGCAAGAAGAGACACGAGAUGCCCCCUCACAUCUACGCCAUCACAGACACCGCUUACAGGAGCAUGAUGCAGGAUCGUGAAGAUCAGUCCAUCCUCUGCACAGGAGAAUCAGGAGCUGGGAAGACUGAGAACACCAAGAAAGUGAUCCAGUAUCUGGCACACGUUGCCUCUUCCUUUAAGUCGAAGAAAGACCAGGGUGCAGCGUUAGCACAUGGGGAGCUAGAGAAACAACUUCUGCAGGCUAACCCCAUCCUAGAGGCCUUUGGAAACGGCAAGACGGUCAAGAAUGACAACUCCUCCAGAUUCGGGAAGUUCAUCCGGAUCAACUUUGACGUCAAUGGAUACAUUGUGGGAGCCAACAUUGAAACUUAUCUGCUGGAGAAGUCCAGAGCCAUCCGGCAGGCUAAGGAUGAAAGGGCCUUCCAUGUCUUCUAUUACAUGCUCACGGGAGCUGGGGACAAAAUGCGCUCUGAGCUGUGUCUGGAGGACUACAACAACUACCGCUUCCUGACCCACGGGAACGUGACCAUCCCUGGUCAGCAGGACCGUGACCUGUUUGUAGAGACCAUGGACGCCUUCAACAUCAUGAGCAUCCCAGAGGAGGAGCGGAUAGGUCUUCUGAAGACUGUGUCCGCCGUUCUCCAGCUGGGGAACAUGAGCUUCAAGAAGGAGCGCAACUCUGACCAGGCCUCCAUGCCUGACGACACAGCGGCCCAGAAAGUGUGCCACCUGCUGGGCAUGAACGUGACCGACUUCACCCGGGCCAUCCUGUCCCCCAGGAUCAAGGUGGGCAGGGACUAUGUUCAGAAGGCCCAGACCCAGGAGCAGGCUGAGUUUGCAGUGGAGGCCCUGGCCAAAGCCUCCUACGAGAGGAUGUUCCGCUGGCUGGUGAUGAGGAUCAACAAGGCCCUGGACAAGACCAAGAGACAGGGAGCCUCCUUCAUCGGCAUCCUGGACAUCGCUGGCUUUGAGAUCUUUGAGCUGAACUCGUUUGAGCAGCUGUGCAUCAACUACACCAACGAGAAGCUUCAGCAGCUGUUCAACCACACCAUGUUCGUCCUGGAGCAGGAAGAGUACCAGAGGGAGGGCAUCGAGUGGAGUUUCAUCGACUUCGGCCUGGACCUGCAGCCCUGUAUCGACCUCAUCGAGAAGCAUGCCAGUCCUCCUGGUGUGCUGGCUCUGCUGGAUGAGGAGUGCUGGUUCCCCAAGGCCACGGACAAGAGCUUUGUGGAGAAGGUGGUUCAGGAGCAGGGCAACAACCCCAAAUUUCAGAAGCCCAAGAAACUCAAGGACUCUGCCGACUUCUGCAUCAUCCACUACGCUGGAAAAGUGGACUACAAGGCAGAUGCGUGGCUGAUGAAGAACAUGGACCCCCUGAAUGACAACGUGGCCUCGCUGCUUAACCAGUCCACUGACAAGUUUGUGUCGGAGCUCUGGAGAGACGUGGACCGUAUUGUGGGCCUGGACAAAGUUGCUGGGAUGUCUGACGGGGGGAUACACGGGGCCACGAAGAUCCGUAAGGGCAUGUUCCGCACCGUGGGCCAGCUCUACAAGGAGCAGCUGUCCAACCUCAUGACCACUCUCAGGAACACCAACCCCAACUUUGUCCGCUGCAUCAUCCCCAACCACGAGAAGAAGGCUGGUAAGCUGGAGCCCCAUCUGGUUCUGGACCAGCUGAGGUGUAAUGGAGUUCUGGAGGGAAUCCGUAUCUGCAGACAGGGCUUCCCCAACCGCAUCGUCUUCCAGGAGUUCAGACAGAGAUAUGAGAUCCUCACUCCCAGCGCCAUUCCCAAGGGAUUCAUGGACGGCAAACAAGCCUGUGUGCUCAUGAUCAAGGCCCUAGAGCUGGAUUCCAACCUGUUCCGGAUUGGCCAGAGUAAGGUGUUUUUCCGGGCUGGCGUCUUGGCCCACCUGGAGGAGGAGAGGGACAUUAAGAUCACUGACAUCAUCAUCAGCUUCCAGUCCUGGUGUCGUGGAUACGUGGCCCGCAAAGCCUUCACGAAGAGACAGCAGCAGCUGACUGCUAUGAAGGUGAUCCAGAGGAACUGUGCUGCUUACCUCAAACUCAGGAACUGGCAGUGGUGGAGGCUCUUCACCAAGGUGAAGCCUCUGCUGCAGGUGACCAGGCAGGAGGAGGAGAUGCAGGCUCGGGAGGAUGAGCUGGAGAAGACCAAGGCGAGGCAGCAACAGACCGAGGAGCAGCUGCAGGAGUUCGAGGCCAAGCAGCAACAGCUGAAUGCAGAGAAGCUAGCCCUGCAGGAGCAGCUGCAGGCGGAGACGGAGCUGUGUGCCGAGGCGGAGGACAUGCGCUCCAAGCUGGCCACCAGGAAGCAGGAGCUGGAGGAGAUCCUCCACGACCUGGAGUCCAGAGUAGAGGAGGAAGAGGAGAGGGUCACCCAGCUACAGACCGAGCGGAAGAAGAUGCAGACCAACAUUACGGACCUGGAGCAGCAGCUGGAUGAGGAGGAGGCAGCCAGGCAGAAGCUGCAGCUGGAGAAGAUGACCACCGAUGCCAAGCUGAAGAAGAUCGAGGAGAAUGUCAUGGUGCUGGAUGACCAGAACAACAAACUCAAUAAGGAGAAGAAGCUGUUGGAGGAACGUAUCUCUGAGUUCACCACCAACCUGACUGAGGAGGAGGAGAAGUCCAAGAGCCUGCAGAAACUCAAGAACAAGCACGAGGCCAUGAUCACUGACCUGGAGGACCGGCUGAGGAAGGAGGAGAAGAGUCGUCAAGAGCUUGAAAAGAACCGCAGGAAGCUGGAGGGAGACUCCACGGAGCUGAAUGACCAGAUGGCUGACCUGCAGGCCCAGAUAGCUGAGCUCCGAGCCCAACUGGCCAAGAAGGAGGAGGAGCUAAUGGCUGCUCUUGCCAGGAUUGAGGAGGAGGCCGCGGCCAAGAACACAGCCCAGAAGAAGAUCCGGGAGCUGGAGGCCCAGCUUUCUGAGCUGCAGGAGGACCUGGAGCUGGAAAGGGCUGCGAGGGCCAAGGCUGAGAAACACCGCAGGGACCUGGGAGAGGAGCUGGAGGCUCUGAAGACUGAGCUGGAGGACACACUGGACUCUACUGCAACACAGCAGGAGCUCAGAACCAAGCGUGAGACUGAGGUGACUCAGCUCAAGAAGGUUUUGGAGGACGAGGCCAAGGUGCACGAGCUGCAGGUGGCCGACAUGAGGCACAAACACAACCAGGCCUUCGACGAGCUCAACGAACAGCUGGAGCAGGCCAAGAGGAACAAGGCGUCAGUGGAGAAAGCCAAGCAGGCUAUGGAAAGCGAACAUAAUGAGCUGGCCAUCGAGCUGAAGACCCUGACCCAGGGGAAGAGUGAGUCGGAGCAGCGCAGGAAGAAGGCUGAGACCCAGGUCCAGGAACUGCAGAUCAAACACACUGAGAGCGAGAGGCAAAGGAAGGAGCUGGCUGACAAGGUGGCCAAGAUGCAGUCUGAGCUGGACAACGUCAACAGCGUGUUGAGUGUGGUGGAGGGCAAGUCCAUCAAGGCAACUAAAGACUGUUCCACUGUGGAGUCUCAACUGCAGGAUGUACAGGCGCUGCUCCAGGAGGAAACGCGUCAGAAGCUCUCCUUCUCCACUCGUCUGCGUCAGAUGGAGGAGGACCAGAACAACCUGAGGGAGACGCUGGAGGAAGAGGAGCAGGGCAAGAAGAACACGGAGAAGCAGCUCUACACCCUCCAAGCUCAGCUGACGGAGAUGAAGAAGAAGAUGGAGCUGGAGACCCAGUCCCUGGAGGGGGCGGAGGAGAACAAGAAACGGAUGCAGCGGGAGCUGGAGGGCGUGGUCCAACAGCUGGAGGAGAAGGCAUCGGCCUACGACAAGCUGGACAAGACCAAGACUCGUCUGCAGCAGGAGCUGGAUGACAUGAUGGUGGACCAGGACAACCUCAGGCAGACUGUGUCCAACCUGGAGAAGAAGCAGAAGAAGUUUGACCAGAUGCUGACUGAGGAGAAGACCAUUUCCAGCCGGAAUGCUGAGGAGAGGGACCGGGCUGAGGCAGAGGCCAGGGAGAAGGAAACGCGGGCCCUGACUCUGACCCGCGAGCUGGAGACUAUUAAGGACCUGAAGGGUGAACUGGACCGGGCCAACAAGGUCCUCAAGGCAGAGAUGGAGAACCUGGUCUCAUCGAAGGACGACGUCGGUAAAAGUGUCCACGAGCUGGAGAAAGCGAAGCGGGCCAUGGAUCAACAGCUGGAGGAGAUGCGUGUGCAACUGGAGGAGCUGGAGGAUGAGCUGCAGACCACGGAGGAUGCCAAGCUGCGUCUGGAGGUCAACAUGCAGGCCAUGAAGGCCCAGUCCGACAGGGACCUGCAGGCCAGAGAUGAGCAGGGUGAAGAGAGGAGGAAGCAGCUGGUCAAACAGGUGCGUGAGAUGGAGACUGAGCUGGAGGAUGAGCGCCGGCAGAAAGUCCUGGCCACGGCUGCUAAGAAGAAGCUGGAGGCGGACCUGGGAGAGCUGGAGGCGGGCAUCGACAUGGCCAACAAGGGCCGUGACGAGGCCCUCAAACAGCUGAAGAAACUGCAGGCCCUGUUGAAAGAUCAGAUGAGGGAGCUGGAGGAUCUGCGUCUCUCCAGGGAAGAGGCCCUCAACAUGGCCAAGGAGCACGAAAAGAAGCUCAAGGCAAUAGAGGCUGACACCAUCCGUCUCCAGGAGGAGUUGGCGUCUGCUGAGCGAGUCAAGAAACAGGCCCAGACAGAGAGGGAUGAACUGCAGGACGAGCUCACCGGCCACAACUCUAAGAAUUCCCUGACGGUGGAUGAGAAGAGGAGGCUGGAUACUCGUAUCGCUAAGCUAGAGGAGGAAUUGGAGGAGGAGCAGUUGAACACAGAGAUGGUCAACGACCGCUUGAGGAGAAAUAUGCUGCAGACCGACCAGCUGGUCACGGAGUUGACAGCGGAGCGCAGUACCGCCCAGCGCCUGGAGGGGACCCAGGCCCAGCUGGACCGGCAGAACAAGGAGCUGAAGCUCAAGCUGCAGGAGCUAGAGGAGACUGUAAAGUCCAGGUACAAGGCCUCUAUCACUGCCCUGGAGGCCAAGAUACUGCAGCUGGAGGAGCAACUGGACUUGGAGUCCAAGGAGCGUCAGCAAUCGUCCAGGCUGGUCAGGCGUGCUGAGAAGAAGCUGAAGGAGGUGCUGCUGCAGGUGGAGGACGAGAGACGCAACACGGAGCAGUACAAAGCAGAGGCGGACAAGGCGAACAACCGCACACGUCAGCUAAAGCGUCAGCUGGAGGAGGCAGAGGAGGAAGUGACACGGGCCAACGCCAACCGCCGGAAGCUGCAGAGGGAGCUUGAGGAUGCCACUGAGUCGCAAGACGCCGUGACCCGAGAGGUCAGCACCCUGAAGAGCAAGCUCCGGCGCGGGGACUUGCCUUUAAACAUGCGCCGGGUCAUGAAUCGCACGGGCAUGGGGGACAGUGAUGAGGAGAUGGAUCUGCCCAGCGACGCAUCCAAGCCUAUACCUGAGUGAGAUGAACGUGACAGGAGAGCAGCCAACUUUUACAGGGACCAUACUGGAAAUGCAACAUCUCUCAUAGCUAUAGAAUGAACUAUUUAAAUCUGACUGCUCAUUCAGCCAGGCUUGCGAUCAUACAAAUAAUUCUAUACCAAGAUUUAUACUUAUUCUCUUCAAUGUCCAUUUUUGACUAUCUGUUUUGUUCAGGUAGAUCUGAGAUCGUUCUCCUGGAUUUACUAAUGCACAUUUGAAAUCUGUACAACGCAGUUUGUGCAAAACAAAUCUGUGGCCAAAUUGAUAUAUUUUGUUAUGAACGUGACUUUUUAAAACGUUUUUUUACAAAUGUAUGUGACAUUCUCGAUCCAUUUUUGUGCUCUGCCAUCUUCAUUAUACAAAGUAUAUUAUUCAGACAUGGUUUAGCAGCUUAAAUUGUUAGUGUGGCUAGAAUACACCAAAAAAAAAACUGGAACUUGUGUGAUACUGUUUCUGCUGUCUUUUGCUGUGCACAUAGAUUUAUUUUCUUUAUGGAUGCAGUAAUUUAAUAUGGUUUAGUGUUUUUUUUUUUACUGCUAUUAUCUGCACGCACAGCUAUACUUCUCUAUUAAUCCACAUAUUGUAGUACUUGCAUCACGUUAGGACACGAGGUUUGCACACAGUUAUUCCAUCUGCUGAUAGAGCCUGCACUUUAUAUGUAACGGUCACACUGGAGUAAAGUUUGUGCAUACACUGAGAAGAACUACAGCCUUAACACUUGCAAAUCGUAUUAUGCUGAAGUGUGUGUGUGGGGAGGGGUCUUUUCCGAUGGUAAUUGGUGUCUUGAAAUUGACUGCUUUGCGUUGAUCCAUGUGCUCUGCUAAAUAGGGAAAAUGGUGGUGGGUUAGAUGGCACACUGUUCUUUGCACAUGGGUGGCAGUGAAUACUACAUGGUGUGAAUUCUACUUAAUAUCUAAGACUAGAUACUCUUUAAUCUAGCUCUGUCACUUUAAUUUGCUUUUAUCGCACUUUCACAUAUUUUAAUUAUUGAGUGCUUAUAGAUAUUCUGCAAGCUAUAGUAGGGAUGGCUGCUUUUGCUAAAUUUUCACUCCGGUUUAAUGAAUUGUAACUGAGGGGUAUAUUGACUUAUUUCAGAGUAUUUUGUAUUUUAUCAGAUGCUAUGUUUCAAUAAAGUUAUAUUUUAAAUGGAAA